AUGGAUAUUAGUAACAAGAGAAAAUAUAAUACUGAUAUGAAAAAUGUAAAACAAUGGUUACAUUCUACAAAAACAAGAUGUGAUUCGUUAAAAACUCAUUUGGAAUACAUGAAAAUGUUAUAUCAUGAUAUACCAAAAAUACCAGAAACUAAAAAGACUUUGAGUAGUUUAAAUUGGCAAAAUCCUAAAAUUGAGCUUUCUAAUAAUAAUAAUGAAACUGUAAUUUCCAAACAGACAAAUUGUAAUAAUUCUUUGGGAGAAUACUCUAAUAUCCAAUAUGAGAACCAAGAACAUGAAUCUUCCUUAAAUUCAAAUUUAGUGAACAUUUUGUCACAAAUUAAUAUGCAACAUAAAGAAGAAGAAAAAUCAGAAAACUUAAAUGAACAGAAAGAAAGAGAUUUUGAAUUAUCUUCCAUUACAUCUCAAACUUAUAAUCUUUCCCAGAACACAUAUGUACAAUCAAGAUCAUUAUCACCAAUUCAUCAAGAAAACAUGAUACAGUGUGAAGAGCAUAAUCACAAUUGGCAAUAUCCGUAUCAAAAGCAUUUAGCAGAAUUUUCUACAGAAUUAAUACAAAAUGCUGCGAAUGCAAAGAAAUCUUUUGAACAGUUAAUUCUGGAUAAUCAGAAUGAAUACUUGCUUCAAGAAUUAUCUUCUGUAAGAGAUGAUAGUAAAUUUAAUAUUUCUGGUAGUGUAAAAGAUGGAUCUAUAGAUAAAAGUAAAAUUUGUGCAAAAAGUGAGAAAAAGGAAAAGGCAGUGUCCUCAACAUUAUCAAGCAAGAAAGGUUCCUUAUGCAAGUUAGAUGAUACUAUUUCUCUGAAAUUUAAAAGGAGAAGAAAAAAAGUACAUUCUUCUAAUUCAAGAAGUACUGUGACUACAAGGGAUACAAAUUUUGUAGGAAGAAAGGACACAAAAAAACGAAAACAAAAAAAUAAUGUAAAUAAUCGUCAUACAUUGAAGUCUCAGCAGACAUCUAAUGAAGUAGUGGAAAUUUAUCAUAAUACAGCAGCAAAAUGCGGUAGCACUUCUGCUAUUCCUAGUAAACAUUCAAAGCUUGAUCACCACAUGAACUAUAUUAACAUAUUAAAAUCUUCAGCUGUAAAUAAACGACAAACUAUAACUGUAAAGCCAAAAUGUGAGGACAAUAGUUGCCACAUUCGAAAUAUUGAUGUAAAUAGUCAGCAAAAUUAUUCUCAAAGGCAACAGGAAUUUAAACAGAAAACAGAAGGAAGAAGUACCAAUACUAAUGAUCUGAAUUAUACUUUGGAGGUUUCAAAUGCUGCUCCCUUAUGUGCCAUGGAAAAGUGCUACUCACAUCAUUGUCAAAGUGCAAUUAUGCAAGCACCAUACUGUGACCCAAUAGUUACUCAUAAUUAUGAAAUGCCAACUUUGGCUUCAAAAUUAAAAAGAUCGAAUCGCUCGUACUUCGGUAGAUUCAACUUUCAAAAUAUACCCUUUGUAGUGGGUACUUCUGUAACCCCAAGUCAUAAUUUAGGUUUAAAUAUUCAACAAGUUUUAAGUAUAAUGAAAAAUAGACAAUCUGCUGGAAGUGGAAUUACUCCUGUUCUUAUUCGUAAAAUUAGCAGAGGUAUGAAGCCUGUGUCUAUUCUCAUGGAACAAAUAAAUAAUCAGCAGAGUAAACUAUCUCAUGUAAAUUCUCGAAUGACCAACAUACACAUGCAGAAGGAAAAUUUAUUUAUGAAUAAAUGUGAGCAGUUAGAAAAUGAAAAUGUGUUUUUGAAAUAUGAUAGAAAAGAAGUAAAUUUAAAAUGUAAUUUUAAAUUUGCAUUUUUCAAUUUGCAAAAUUUACUAAACAAUGUAUAUCAUUGAAUAUACAUAUUUUAUCUUAAAAUAGUAUAAAAAUUCAUUUUUCAUUAUUUACAGGAUACUAGAUCAGAGAAUCUAUUGAAUACACUAAAUACAACACAGUUACAUGCAAUAGACAAUAAAAUGUUAAAAUUAUUUGCUUCCCAACAAAAUGUCAAUUCAGAAAUGGAUACUUCAAAUAUACAAUUCAAAACAUAUCAAGGCAGUAUAUGUGGUAAAGACGUUUGUAACACCUCAUCAGUUAAUCAAUCUCAAAAUUCAAAGGGAAUACGAGAGGUUCUAAUUAGUCUUCAUGAUCAAUUUGAAGAAAUGAAUAUAAAAUAUGAAAAAUUACAAGCAAAAAUAAAAGAAUGUAGUAAUAAAGGUUUAGAAGAAGAAAUACUAAAUCUGGAAAAAGAGUUAAGUGCUAAAGAAGAUGAGAUAAAUGCUGUUGUAAAUUUGUAUAAAGAGGUAAUGGCAUUAAAACAUCAAAUGAGAGUAUUACAAGAAAAGAACGGUUAUAUAUGCAUAUCGACAGAAAUUCCACUGGGAUCGAAUAAAUUAUGUUCAUCUGUGCCCUUUACGUCAACUAAAUCUUGUGGGUCAAGUUUUCAACAAAGAUUUUGUCACAGAAGAGGAAAUAGUGUUAUUACAACAAGAGAACCUACUUCUCUUCGAUUAGCGGGACUUUUACGACAAAUUCAAACAUUUCAAAAGCAAUUAAAACUGACGUCGUGGUAAUGGUACAUC
Habropoda laboriosa is the source of this 2556-nucleotide messenger RNA. RefSeq lists its product as uncharacterized. The record is from RefSeq and is a predicted model, not a curated record. Lineage: Eukaryota; Metazoa; Arthropoda; Insecta; Hymenoptera; Apidae.